This is a messenger RNA of Chenopodium quinoa (quinoa), 1636 nucleotides long. RefSeq names its product FKBP12-interacting protein of 37 kDa-like. The transcript is spliced from 14 exons. NCBI's taxonomy places the organism in Eukaryota, Viridiplantae, Streptophyta, Magnoliopsida, Caryophyllales, Amaranthaceae. The coding region runs from base 171 to 1202 and encodes 343 amino acids. Gene Ontology annotation, cellular component: nucleus. Gene Ontology annotation, biological process: regulation of alternative mRNA splicing, via spliceosome. The record is from RefSeq and is a predicted model, not a curated record.
UCAGAUCCACGCUAACCUCAUCACAAGGUCAUAGCAUAUCCGUAGAGUCACCCGCACCAGAACAUAACUCUAAAACCCCUCUUUUUUCUUUUUCUUUUUUUUUUUCUCUCUCUCCAAAAUUCAGCACAACUUCAAAUCUCCCUCUACUUCACUUCUGAACUAGGGUUUUAAUGGCUACUUCACAUCUCGAUGAUGAUGAUGAUUUCGGGGGAGAUUUUGCCGGUAAUCAACGCCCAGGGGGUAAGCGGGGUUUCGGGGAGCUUGAUGAUGAUGAAGAUGAUAUCUUCGGGUCGAAAAAGGCGAACAAUAAACUGGAAGAGACGGCUCCUGGUGUAGCAACAGGAAUGAUACUGUCCCUUCGCGAGAGUCUUCAGAAGUGUAAGGACGAUCUCGCGAAAUAUGAAAUCGAGCUGGAAUCUGCAAAGUCUGAAAUUCAGAAAUGGCAUUCUUCAUUUCAGGAUGAGUCUUUUAUAUCCCCAGCUACUACUCCAGAACCUAAAUUGGUGGUUAACUAUAUCCGAACCUUAAGGUCAUCAGACAAGUCACUGAAAGAGCAGCUAGAAAAAGCAAAGAAGAAAGAAGCUGCCUUUAUUGUGACAUUUGCCAAACGAGAGCAAGAAGUGGCAGAAUUAAAGGCUGCAAUUCGAGAAUUAAGAGCACAACUAAAGCCCCCAUCUUUGCAGACGAGGAGGUUAUUGUUGGAUCCUGCAAUACACGAAGAGUUUACACGUCUGAAGAACCUUGUUGAAGAAAAGGAGAAAAAAGUGAAGGAGUUGCAGGACAAUAUUAAUGCUAUUAAUUUUACACCAAAUAGCAAGAUGGGGAAGAUGUUGAUGGCGAAGUGCAAGACUUUGCAGGAGGAAAAUGAAGAGAUAGGCAAUCAAGCUUCUGAGGGGAAGAUGCAUGAGUUGUCUAUGAAACUUGCUUUGCAGAAGUCUCGGAAUGCAGAGCUUAGAAAUCAAUUUGAAGGACUUUGUAAAAGCGUAGAGGUGCUGACAACUGAUGUUGAGAGAUCAAAUGAGAUGGUCGUCAUCUUACAAGAGAAGUUAGAAGAGCGGGAUGCUGAGAUCAAGAGAUUGAAGCUUGAGCUGCAACAAAAAAACGGAGCUGAAGAAAUGAAUGAUUCAGCUCCAAUGGUUGCAGAUGAGCCACAGUCGACUGAAGCUGAGGAUGUACCACAAACUGAGCUUGAUCAAUGCUGAAGUCAAUUUUUGAGGAUUCAUUUGCAUUUUCUUCAUCAUGUGUUCCCUGUACAUUAUUGUUAUAUCUUUGGUUCCUUGUAGACUAUCACUAUAAUUUAGCAAAGAAACAUUCUCUUUGAAAGGAAAGUGAAGUCUGUUGGCUCUGCUUGUAUGUUGUAUAUUGAGCUUGUUUCGUUAUGGGAGAAGGGAAUUCUUUUUCCCCAUUACAGGCAAUUGCGUUUCAAAUUGAUGGGUAUGAUGCUAAAUUGCUGUAACAGUUGGUGAAUCAAUUGCUUUGCAAUAUGCAAAGUUGAAGUAUUCUACCUAGACCUGUCAAAAUUUAAACCAGACCCAAAACCUGUGGUUUGAACAAAUUUUUGUGACCUAUACGGCUGUACCUAUAUUACAUUAUUACCUAAUAGUGUCUGAACCCAAACAUGUUUAUUGCCCUAUGA